Messenger RNA from Strongylocentrotus purpuratus (purple sea urchin), 2223 nucleotides. Its product is annotated as protein starmaker-like. The record is from RefSeq and is a predicted model, not a curated record. The coding region runs from base 1 to 2223 and encodes 740 amino acids. NCBI's taxonomy places the organism in Eukaryota, Metazoa, Echinodermata, Echinoidea, Camarodonta, Strongylocentrotidae. The transcript has a single exon.
AUGCCUCUAACAAAGAAAGACCUCAAGACAUCUCUCAGUAAAUCACAGAAAGAAGAUCAGGAAAGUACCAUAGACUUAUCCGUGCCCUCUGGUUCCGGACCGUUGUCACAUGGCAGAUAUGGGGUUUACAGCAGCACGGGGGAUCACGACAGCUCUUCCAAUGAAGAGGAAUCUUUGCCGAUUGAUUGCUACGUGUCCAGCAGUGACGAGCCAUGGGAGGAUGAUGAGGGUGAGGAAGAUUAUGGGAUGGAUUACGAUGAAGAGCCAUACAGCGAUGACGGCUUCAUUCCUGAGAGUGAGGAUGAGGACACUGCCAACAACAAGAGUUUGGAGAAGAGCGGAGCUUUCGGUUCUGAUGGCGACAAGAAAAAGGGGGAGUCUGAACAGGACAUUGUUACCAUCAACAUUGAUCUCGAUGAUUUUGAGCAAGAAAAUGUAGAGAGCAGGAGCGAUUCAGAAUCAAGCGCAGAGUUCACAGGUAUGAAGAGAGUAAUGCCAAAGGUCAAACAAAUGUCUCACAGAAAAGAAAAAAGUUAUGCAGAGAGUGCAGAUUCUGAUGACGAUGUGUUAGUCAUAGCAGAAGAGGCCGGUAGCACCAAUGAUAAGCUGAAAAAGAAGGAGAAUGAAAGAGGGACAUCAAAGAGUCUGGACGGUAGAACUGUGUUGGAAGGACGUGGCAGCCAAAAUGUAGCCAAGAAACAAUCCAAAACGGACAGGGGGGCCAGGAAGGUUAGUUCCAUUCCUUCAGUGUCUCAGUGCACACUAGUCAGUAAAACAAGCCAAGACUCUUCUCAAAGUACUCAACCUAUCGAACCUCAAGGAGAAGGAUCAGGUGUGAAACAAAACAAAGCCCCUCUGGUGAAUGUUAUAGAUGAAAUUAUGAACAGGUUGACAGGGGGUACUCUAAGCAGUGGUAACAGUUCGGCAGGAGAGAACACUGAUGAAGCCCUGGGGCCUAGUAGAGUUGGAUUUGAUGUCUCAGCUUCUAAUUCAGAUGACAGAGAGAAAGGACCACAGAAGUUACUCAACAAAUCAUCCACUUCAUCUGUAAAACUAACAGAAACAGACAGCAUCCAGAGUAAAGACGGGCAGAGUUUAGCAGUAUCCUUGAAACCCAAGGGAGAUGUUUCUAGUUCUGGCAACCUAAUUUCCACAGCAGUUGGACUUGCGUCAAACAGCAUCCACCGUAAAGAAAACUAUGUUUCAGAAACGUCCUUGAAGCACAAUGAUGACGAACAUCCCAGUGGUGUCACCUUGCAUGACUCUGAUUCUAGUUCUGCUGAUGAUGUCGAUAAUCAAGAAAGUACAUCUGCCCUGACAGCCACUGCUGCAAACAGCAUUCAACAUGAAGAAGGGUCGGAUACAGGUCUAUACCUGAAGCAGAAAGAACAUGCUCAAGCAAGAGCUGUCAUUUUAGAUGAUUCUGAGGAUAGUUCCGUUGAUGAAUUGGAUGGUCAACAAAGCACAAGAGCCUCAACAGCCAUGUCAUUGAAUGAUAGCUAUCAUGAAAAGGAGAACAGUUCACCCGUGGGGGAAAAAGAAAGUGUAGCCUCCACCUCACGCUCUAAAUCUACCGCAAGUGUAUCAAAUGACUUGCAACGUGCAGAAGAGAAGAAUUCAGCAGUGACCUUGCAGAAGAAAACUGGCCCAUUGCAGAUGACGGGUGCCCUGGCUGAUCUGAUAUCAAGCAUCAAAACCAGAGUCGAAAACGACGAUUCGAUUGAUUCAUCUGAUGACAGUGAAAGUGAAGAGGAGGAGGAAGAUGAAGACAGUGAUGAUGGCAGUAAUGACAAAGAGAGCAGUGAUGAAGAGGAGAUGGAAGUGGAGAAAGAAGAAGAUAAUGUUGCGGAGUAUGGCAGCAGUAGCAAUGACUCUGAGAGCAAGCAGCAAGAUAUCACUGACAGCAACAAAGAUGAUCAAUUACAUGCCUCAGAAGAGAGAGACCAAAGUGGUAAGAAGCCUGAAGGCAGUUCAGUGGACCAACAUAUUCCUGAAUCAUUUAACUCUGCUGUGAGGAACAAAGAGGAAGUGGAGCAUCCCAAAGACACCUCUGCUGAUGAAGCUGCUAAGGAUCAUUUAUUUGUUGGUGAGGGGAAGGAUCAGGGAACUUCGAAGCAAGGUCAAAGUUCAAUUGGUGAUGGCUCCACUGGUCCACCCUCCUUGCAAAGGCUUUUGAAGGAGAAAAAGAGAUUCAAGAUGGCUUUUCUGUCGGGGAAGAUGUGA